AUGCGCCACGCCUGCGGUUUGAGCGGCUUUGUUCUGUGCUACUGGGGGAAUAAUGGGGCUGAGAACGUCUCUGGGGACGGCUGGCUGCGAGACACGAGAGGAGGGGAGGAAAUGAGAUCUAAAGGGCUGGAGAUCGGGACGUGCCAGGCAGAGGCUCCUGGGGGAGAGUGUCUGCCAUUGUUCCCGACUGGUCCGAGCACAAACUGA
This is a messenger RNA of Knipowitschia caucasica, 207 nucleotides long. Lineage: Eukaryota; Metazoa; Chordata; Actinopteri; Gobiiformes; Gobiidae. The record is from the annotation of a GenBank genome assembly.